Messenger RNA from Lucilia sericata (common green bottle fly), 2067 nucleotides. RefSeq names its product coiled-coil domain-containing protein lobo-like. The record is from RefSeq and is a predicted model, not a curated record. Gene Ontology annotation, biological process: flagellated sperm motility. Gene Ontology annotation, cellular component: motile cilium. Lineage: Eukaryota; Metazoa; Arthropoda; Insecta; Diptera; Calliphoridae. The coding region runs from base 46 to 1719 and encodes 557 amino acids. The transcript is spliced from 7 exons.
UCACCGUCAACAUUGCUUAGACGACGUCGCGGGAAUAGUUUUGAAAUGGCGACACUUCUAUGUAGCAUGCUUAUUGGGGCUGGAUUUCCAGCUGUGGUUGUAUCUGGAGUUGCUCGUGCAGACACGGUAGAAAAUAAUCAACGCAAUGUCCCAUAUCCGCAUAAAAUAAUCGAUAUUAUAAUCGAUGACGAUAAAAAAGGCGGCGUAAAAGCUGAACAAAUGUACAAGCUGCGACAAAUGCCAGAUUUGGAAAGUCGCUUGCAUGAAAAUAUGGCACAACUUUUGAGAGAAAGGUCAGAAGAAGAACAACGAAUACAAGAAGAAAUCAUAAAGGCUGAACUUGAGGAGCUUGAAUUAAAAGCGGCAGAUAAAUAUCAUUAUCGAAGAUCGCAUGCAUGGGUGGCAAUAAUUGAAAAUGCACCAUGGAGUAUAAAGCCAAAGAAAAAAUAUAAAAACGAAAGUGGGGACAUAACUGAAGAACAACCUACAGCGCAUUUUAUUGAGCCAUCUACAGGACUUUUCAGUGGUUCUGAUAACAAGAACUAUAUUAUAAUCGAUAGCGUAUGGAAUAACUUACAAUACUAUGUUAACAAACAGCAAUAUUUACGCGUUAAAGACAUUCGGUGGGAUCUAAGAAAUAUUAAAGACUGGGAACAUCUAUUGCCGGGAGAACCUAAAGAAAUGCGAACUCAUGCAGCACAUUCUGACGAAAAUAUAAUUUCUACAGAUCAACUUUUAGCUGAAGAGAAACAUUUAGAUACAAUACGAUCUUGGGUAACUCGAUUGCAUAUUGGCGAGAAGGAAUUUGAAGAACGUUUUCCACAACUUCAGAAAACCAUCUUAUACAAAGGUGCUAAACAUGAAAGAUUCUCUCCAUAUACACAAAAAAAUGGCAAAGUUAUGCAGUUAACACUAUAUGCUGAUGAAGAUUACCAGAAACCUACUGUGCGUUGGGAAUACUAUGAGAAUCGAUCAGAUUUGCUUGUUCAACUAAAAUAUAAAUAUAACACUUCCGAAAUAGAAGAAACCUUUAAGAAAGGGCGAUAUGAUAGUUUAAAAUUUCUUCGUUCAAAUAUGAAUACAUUGGCACCCAAAGAACUAUAUUUCUUUUCCGAUCCUCGACAAGAUUCGCUGAAAUAUUUAAAACUUGAAAGUGAUCGUAUUAUGCUUCAUUACAGCAAGCGAACUGAUUUUUGCUUCUAUCAGGAGUUUGAAUUUAAGUCUGCAGGACAAGUGUUAAAGAAAAUUGUGGAGAAAUUUAAUCGCAACUUAUCGAUACCAGCUGAUAAAGAUAUUGCCGUUCGCACAUUUAAUCUAACUCAACGUAAAAUUUCGCUUAAAUAUCACUAUGCCAAAGGUGCUUUGACAGCUUCAACUCGUGAAUUUAUAAAACCUCAGAAACCGGAUUAUGGACAGGAAAUUAUAUUCGAUUCUUCCUCAAUAAAAUCCUACAAGGCGAAUGUAGCUGACCCUGAUCUCACACCUCUGGAAUUGUAUCGAAUUUUAUUGAAUCAAAUGCAGUAUGAAGAGAAACUAAAAAAACAGUUUGAAAAAAUUCUGGAAGAAGCUAAUGCUGUUUUGGAUCAGCGAAAAAUUGAACUGGAAAACUCGUGUCUUGAAUUUCUCAUUUUUGAUUCUCUUCGCAAUAAAGGUGCACGCACAAAACGUCUACAACAGUAUGCAGAUGAAGAAGUUUAUCAAAGUGAACUGAAAGCUUAAACCAGCGGACUUUCUUGCUCCCUAUUUAGUACCUUAUAAAAAUCGUAAACUCACUUACGAAGAAUCGUGGGCUGCCUACAAUGCCUGUCUUUUUGAUUUAAAAUCUCGUUUUGUUGGUCUUCUCAAUGAUUUACAACGGCAGUAUGAAGAUCUUACAACAGAGUCGAAAUCAUUGCAAAGAUUUUUGAAUAAAUUUGAAAAUCAAUUUAAUAAUUAUGACUACGAACAACUUGUAACUGAAGCAAAGGAAAUUGGGUUAAACAAACGUAUGGUACAGCAACGUUUGACUUUAACACAUGAAGGAUCCCAAAAGAAAUAUGAGAGCGUAAAGGAGGCAUUGCUGCAUGA